CAGCCCCGAACCCCCUGGCUACGCUUUGCGUCGCUCUGCCAGGAGCAGUCACCUCCUCCUUGACAAAUAGUCCUCGGCGGGGGCCCCCGGUUCUCGGCUCCGGGGGGCAGGGAGGCGCGAGGGGUCGCCGUGAGGGGACGCGGCGUCGACCGGGAGAGGCCGGCAGGGACGGGAGCCGCCGCGGCCGGGCGCGAAGUUAGUUAAAAACUCCCUCCCCGCCGCCCGGGAUCCCUCCGCCUGCAGUCGCGGUGGUGAGGCCGAGGGAGCCGCCAUUUUGGAUGUUCGGUUCCUGCUGCCGCUGCCGCCGCCGCCCCCGGAGCUGCCGGUUUCCUUCGAGGUUUCGGGCCGAGGAUGCCAGCCCCCAUCAGAUUGCGGGAGCUGAUCCGGACCAUCCGGACAGCCCGAACCCAAGCCGAAGAACGAGAAAUGAUCCAGAAAGAGUGUGCUGCGAUCCGGUCAUCAUUUAGAGAGGAAGACAAUACAUACCGGUGUCGGAAUGUGGCAAAAUUACUAUAUAUGCACAUGCUGGGCUACCCUGCUCACUUUGGACAGUUGGAGUGCCUCAAGCUUAUCGCCUCUCAAAAAUUCACAGACAAACGCAUUGGUUAUUUAGGGGCCAUGCUGCUGUUAGACGAAAGGCAAGAUGUCCAUCUUCUCAUGACCAACUGUAUCAAGAAUGAUCUUAACCACAGCACGCAAUACGUCCAGGGGCUAGCACUUUGUACCCUCGGCUGCAUGGGCUCUUCAGAGAUGUGCAGAGAUCUUGCAGGGGAAGUGGAGAAACUCUUGAAAACCUCCAACUCUUACUUAAGAAAAAAGGCAGCACUGUGUGCUGUUCACGUCAUCAGGAAGGUUCCUGAACUUAUGGAGAUGUUUUUACCAGCAACAAAAAAUUUAUUGAAUGAAAAGAACCAUGGUGUUCUCCACACAUCUGUAGUCCUCCUCACAGAGAUGUGUGAGCGCAGCCCUGACAUGCUCGCACAUUUCAGAAAGCUUGUGCCCCAAUUAGUUCGUAUUUUAAAGAACCUCAUCAUGUCCGGAUAUUCACCAGAACAUGAUGUUUCUGGUAUCAGUGACCCCUUUUUGCAGGUACGAAUUUUGCGGUUAUUAAGAAUUUUAGGACGAAAUGAUGAUGACUCAAGUGAAGCUAUGAAUGAUAUUUUAGCACAGGUUGCCACCAAUACAGAGACUAGUAAAAAUGUAGGAAACGCUAUUCUUUAUGAAACGGUUUUGACUAUCAUGGACAUUAAGUCAGAGAGUGGACUGCGAGUCCUUGCCAUAAACAUACUGGGGCGUUUCUUAUUGAACAAUGACAAGAAUAUUAGAUAUGUAGCUCUGACAUCUUUGUUGAAGACUGUGCAGACAGAUCAUAAUGCAGUACAGAGACACAGAAGCACAAUUGUGGACUGUCUAAAAGACUUGGAUGUCUCAAUAAAACGGCGUGCAAUGGAAUUGAGUUUUGCCCUGGUAAAUGGGAAUAAUAUCCGAGGCAUGAUGAAGGAAUUACUUUAUUUUCUUGAUUCAUGUGAACCAGAAUUCAAAGCAGACUGUGCAUCUGGAAUCUUUCUUGCUGCAGAAAAGUACGCACCUUCCAAACGGUGGCAUAUAGACACAAUUAUGCGUGUUCUGACAACGGCAGGAAGCUAUGUUCGUGACGAUGCAGUCCCCAAUUUGAUCCAGUUAAUAACCAAUAGUGUGGAGAUGCAUGCCUAUACUGUCCAACGCCUGUACAAAGCAAUUCUUGGUGAUUAUUCACAACAACCUUUGGUCCAAGUAGCUGCCUGGUGUAUAGGUGAAUACGGUGAUCUCCUUGUAUCCGGCCAGUGUGAAGAGGAAGAGCCUAUUCAGGUAACAGAGGAUGAGGUAUUGGAUAUUUUAGAAAGUGUCCUGAUCUCUAAUAUGUCCACCUCUGUGACUCGAGGUUAUGCCCUCACUGCCAUUAUGAAGCUUUCUACUAGAUUCACCUGUACUGUAAACCGAAUUAAGAAAGUGGUUUCAAUCUAUGGAAGCAGCAUUGACGUGGAGCUCCAGCAGAGGGCAGUAGAAUAUAAUGCACUUUUUAAGAAAUACGACCACAUGAGGUCUGCCUUGCUGGAGAGAAUGCCUGUCAUGGAAAAACUGACCACAAAUGGUCCUACCGAGAUCGUACAGACAAAUGGAGAAACAGAACCAGCUCCGCUAGAAACCAAACCACCACCCUCGGGGCCACAGCCCACCAGCCAGGCCAAUGAUUUAUUGGACUUGUUGGGAGGAAAUGACAUAACACCUGUUAUUCCAACUGCACCUACAAGCAAACCAGCAUCUGCUGGUGGAGAACUUCUUGAUUUAUUGGGAGACAUCAACCUUACAGGUGCUCCAGCUGCUGCUCCGUCCCCUGCCCCAGUGUCACAGGUAUCCCAGCCUCCCUUCUUAUUGGAUGGGCUCUCAUCGCAGCCUCUCUUCAAUGACAUCGCCACAGGCAUCCCCUCCAUCACCGCUUACAGUAAGAAUGGCUUGAAGAUCGAGUUCACCUUUGAACGGUCAAACACCAACCCCAGCGUCACGGUGAUAACGAUACAGGCCUCCAACAGCACAGAGCUGGACAUGACGGAUUUUGUUUUCCAGGCUGCAGUACCAAAGACAUUCCAGCUGCAGCUGCUGUCUCCUAGCAGUAGCAUCGUCCCAGCGUUCAACACGGGGACCAUCACACAAGUCAUUAAAGUUCUGAACCCACAGAAGCAACAGCUGCGAAUGCGGAUCAAGCUCACGUAUAAUCACAAGGGCUCAGCAAUGCAAGAUCUAGCAGAGGUGAACAACUUUCCUCCUCAGUCCUGGCAAUGAGAGUCCAGCACCAUUCUCAUUCUUAUCCCACUCAAUCAACGGAACUCUGGGAAGGAGGUUGUGGUCGCUGGCAAGUCCCCCCCAACUGUACCAUGGGCAUGAGGAGCUGAAGAGAACUGUUGAGGAGGAUUUUCCUAACGUUGUCGCUGAUCUUGAAGCAUUGUUAAAGACUAAUCUCCUCUCCUCCACCGUUGAGGCCGGCUGCUUCUGGAGACUACUUUGCACUCUUCUCCUCUUCUCCUUUUUUCCGUACUUCCCCGCCCCUCUCACAUUUAUAGCCAGAAUCAACAUUCCCGGGCCCCUGAGGAAAUCAGCAGCUGGUCUGGAGGAGAGGACCUGGAAUCCAUGGCGAGAAAACACUCACUCUGUCUCUGCAGCAAAGAGUUGCCCCUUCUUUCUACUGUGUUUCUCUGUGAACUGGGCAAGGUGGGGCAUUUAUUCCUCACUAGCUGGGUUACCAUCUUCAGGCGCUUUCUACAUCCGGCAUUCAGAAUGGAAAUGUAACAAUGGACAUUAGGGAGCCCUGCCUUUUUCUACUGGUUCCCCCAAUGUUUGAAAGAGGCAAUAGGCUCCUGGUGGCCUUUUCUGUGCAUUGCUGUAUACACACAGACACACACAUGUAUGUAUGUAUGUUACCAAGAACUGGUCAGACUUUGAGAGGUUAUUUGUAAACACUGGACAGAUGCAGUUGAAAAGAGCUUUUGUUGAGAUUUGGCAUGAAGGAUAUGGUGCUCUAUUUGUAACAGAAACUUCCAAGGCUCUUCCAGCUCCCCUUUCUCUCCAUUCUCUAGCAGUAGUCAUGAAUAUUGUCCAUGAUUUUCAAAAUUGACUCCCCAUAAAGUGCAAAGUGGACACAGCUUCUAAAAGAUACUCAGAUUUAUUCCCACCACAAAUUCUCAAGUUUCUCUUAAGCCCGUAACUUGCCUGUUGAACUUCGGUAAAAGGGUGGAAAGAGGAGGUCUCCACUUUUAUUAAAAAUCAGACUCCUUACAAACGCACCUUUGCCCAUAGGAGGAAUGAGUUUGAGGCUCAUCCUAGAGCUAGUGGAGUCAUCUCCAUUACUAUAAACCUCCCUUUUUAUUUCCUGAGCCUGGCUUAGACCUUGGCAUUCCGUUUGAAUUCCUUCUUCUAACUGGAACAUUUGUGUUGUAUCUGUAACACUGGCACUGAAAUAAAGACCACACGGUUAAAGAAAUCUUUCCUAUAUUGUACUUUAUGAUGUUGGAACAGAGCCUUGCAGCUUCCUUGCCCAUAUGUCCGAGGAAGUCUUAAGGACACCAUAAGGGAGGACUCCCUGAGUCUGGUCUCUUGAGGCCAGUCUCUUGAGUAUCUGCAUCAAAGACUUGAGGUGUGGAGCUCUGGAAACCAGUGAGAAUGCUGAGUGCUUUUCAGAAAGGUCCCUUUUGUUUCCAAACCUUAGCACUGAGUUGCUGGAAUGUGGUGGGGUGAGUCCUGUGCUACCUGCUGAAUGUACUGUGUACAUUCUCAUCCACCGCUGCCAUGUCUGGUAUUCUGAAGAAGAAAGGAACAGUCAGGCCCACCUUGCUCUUAAAAUGUUAGCAAUCAUUACUGUAUUGAGUACAGUAUAAGGACUACUUUGGUUUUGAUCUUAACCUUGGGUAAAAAUAUCCAUUUUUUCCUCCUUUUCACCAAGCCUUUACUUAAAAAUCUUCAGUGUCUCGUCAAAUCUAGCUCUGUAUCAGAUGCUAGUCUAUUCCAAACAUUUGACAAACUGGAGUUGACUAAAGGCUCCAAAGGGGAAAUUUUUUGGUCUUAUUAAUAGUAUGUAAGAGCAAGAUCUGCUAAAACUACUCCACUGGGUAAAUGGUUGACUGAGUCAAGAAUGAAAUAUUAUCUGUGCAUAGUUUUUAGUAAAAUAAGUGUGGACUAGUUUAUAUUUCAUACAACUGCUCUGCCUGUGCAAUGAAAAAUAGCCUUUAAAGUUUUCUUUGCAGACUGAUUUCAUUGGAUGGAUACUUAAUGCUGUGAAACUUGAUAGGAUUAACAUAAUAUGGUGGAUUUCUUGAAUAGAUUUUGUCUGACAUUCCUCUUUGUGGUAGAGGCUUUAUUUUCUCUCUUAUGUUUAUAGUUAACUAGCUCAAGUUUCUUUAGUCGAACAGAGUUGAAUCUCAGAAAUCUGCUGAAGAUUAUGCCAUAAGACAUUGCUUGUUAAUGGGGCUGGAGAGGGUCUGCUCGGGUAACAGAGCAUCCCCUUGGGUGAUCUCGUUUUGAGGUAGAGUUAUAUGAUCAUCCAUAGCUUUGUCUAGAAAGAACAAAAAUCAUGGCCUUAAUACAAAGGGUGCUGCGUUACUAAGUGAUUUCAGAGAGCAAAUCUGAGCAUCAUACUGAGAGCCGGUGGCCAGGUAACUGCCGAGGGGGCGGAUGGCUGUGAAGACCGUUCCAAUCGACUGGAUCUUGGAGAGCGUCAGCGUGCCUUAGUUUCUAGGAUCAGAAUCAGGUCUCCUUUCACUCGGCCUUGCUGCUAAAAGGAGAAACCUCUUAAUUUCUAUGGAUACUUGCACAUUUUUCGUAGUUUCUUUCCUUAGUCUCACCAUUGAGGGGGAGCUAAUUUGGAUAGAUGUAUACCUGUAGAGCCACUGAGAGGAGUGAUUUCCAUGGCUGUUGAAUAACUCCAGGGUGACAUGCAGUGAGCCUACACUCACUCGGCCAAUUUCACACGCACUUUUACCUCACUUGCCCCACCUUUUUCAGAGUAAUUUGUAUCCUAUCUGCUCCCCUCCUUCUCCAUUGGUCCUAAGGGAGAGUCAGAAGACGGCUGCAGUGGGCUCUGUGUGAGGAACGUCUCCGACAGCGCUGUUGCCUGGCGGUGACUGGACAGCCAUGGGAGGUGUCAUGCUGUGUAUAUGAUCAUCUGUGCAUUUUAAGGCCUUUCUUAAUUUAAAGAAACAUUCCUCAAAGUUAAGUUUUAAGGGGGAGUCUUUCCUCUUGCUAAAUUAAAGAUGUGGUUCCUUUCCCUUGUUUGUUCAAUUCAUAUAAGAAAAUAGACUUUGAAACUGUCCAGGACAAAUGGUUUGAAUUGCUUACUUUAUAACUUGCUUUCCAUUUUUAUGUUCUUCUAGGGCAGGCUGGAAGUUAGGGGAUACUACUUUUGAGGUUCAUCUUCAUUAUCCUUCUGCAUAGGGGAAAUAACUUGAGUCAUGGGGAGUAGGGGAACGAAAGAAAAUUUGAAUGUGUGUAUUUUUUUCCCUUAUGAAUGUAUUUCAUCCACAUUGUCCUAAGACAGAGAGCAAAGAGUGGAUAGUCAUGAACUUCGUGUUUCGGCUCGGGUGGGGUGGGGGGCGGUACAGGUGUGUGUUCUCAUGAGUUUGGGAGUUGGGGAGAAUCACGUUGGGAGAAUGACUCAGAAAAUUCCUGAAGUUUGAAACACUUUGGCCAGCUUUGGCUCAGGAAAGUGGGGCUGCAUGUAAAACUGGAAGUGAAAAACUCUUUUCAAGCAAUAGCGGUGAGUGGAUCCCGUGUAAAGAGUUUCAGGAUGUGGAACACUUGAACAGAAGAAAAUGCUGAGGCAGCUCACUCCGUUGCUUCAUGUACUUCCUUCCACAAGGUUGAUUUGGGCUUCAAGAUGGCGCAUUGGAGUUUUUUGUUUUGUUUUGUUUUUGGAACCUGCUGUUGCGCUUUGUGUGUUUUGUUUUUGUUCUCUCCUUGGGGUUUCCUGGGGAAGAGCAUCUGAACUCUUUCCUUUGUGAGCUCCUGCUGUGUCCCUGUAAAGGCCCCUUUUCUUUCAUGAUGUUGUAAGUUACGUUCUCAUUAAGCCCCAUCACAUCUUCUUUACUGUAAAAAUAUUAAAAGGCUGUUUCCAAGUGAGACAGCUAAUGAAGUUCUAAUUAUUGCAGACAUAUUUUUGAGAUGUAAAAAAAAUUUAAAAUUAAAUGGUAAGUCUUAGAGGCGAGAGGAAUAAAAUGGAUGUAAACAUUUACAUGGGAUGCAUUAGAAUUCUGCUGUGUAUUGUCUUUUGGUUGAAACAAAUUAUGAACAGUGACUAAUAAUAAAAAGUCAAUACUCAAUGAUUUAAAA
Sorex araneus (European shrew) is the source of this 6855-nucleotide messenger RNA. RefSeq names its product adaptor related protein complex 1 subunit gamma 1 (gene AP1G1). The coding region runs from base 352 to 2820 and encodes 822 amino acids. Gene Ontology annotation, cellular component: membrane coat; AP-1 adaptor complex; Golgi apparatus. Lineage: Eukaryota; Metazoa; Chordata; Mammalia; Eulipotyphla; Soricidae. Gene Ontology annotation, biological process: intracellular protein transport; receptor-mediated endocytosis; Golgi to vacuole transport. The record is from RefSeq and is a predicted model, not a curated record. The transcript is spliced from 23 exons. Gene Ontology annotation, molecular function: clathrin-cargo adaptor activity.